UCAAUCCUCGGUCUAUCCAUUCAUCCAUCCACAUCCACAUCCACAUCCACAUCCAUUCCAUCCCAUCCCAUCCCAUACCAUCCAGUUACUUUUCAAUCCUGGAAUUAUCAUUUUCAUCCUUCAUCCUUCAUCCUUCUGCCAUCAUUCCGUCACAAUUCUAACAUCCGAUUGUCACUUUCUACCACCACCUACGAAAUAUACUACGAGAGAGAUAUUCCUUCGCAUUACAUAUCGACAUCCUUACCUACCAAAUCCUACAUCAUAUCAUAUUCAAUAUGCCGUGCGGACUCGGAGGCUCGAAAACUACCCAGAGGAAAUUGGUCUUAUUAGGGGAUGGUGCUUGUGGAAAAACGAGUUUACUAAACGUUUUUACAAGAGGAUAUUUCCCAACGGUAUACGAACCUACAGUUUUUGAGAACUACGUUCAUGAUAUCUUCGUCGAUGGUACACAUAUCGAACUUUCUCUAUGGGAUACAGCCGGCCAAGAAGAAUUCGAUCGAUUGCGCUCGCUUUCCUACGAUGAUACGCACGCAAUAAUGCUUUGUUUCUCCGUCGACUCGAAAGAUUCCCUCGAAAAUGUCGAGUCCAAAUGGGUAGGCGAAAUCGCUGAGAAUUGUCAAGGUGUCAAGCUCGUUUUAGUUGCAUUGAAAUGUGAUUUGAGGGAACAAGGUGCAGACGAUGAAGCGGCAGAGGGAACAGAAGGUGCAGAACCAAGGGAAAAGAAACCAAUGAUUGACUACAAUCAAGGCUUGGAGGUGGCGAGGAGAAUCAAUGCGCUCAGAUAUUUGGAAUGUUCGGCGAUGAGGAAUAGAGGAGUUAACGAGGCGUUUACGGAGGCGGCUAGAGUCGCACUGAGUGUCAAUCCAAAUGGGGGUGAUGGGGAUGGAAAGUGUGAUGUCAUGUAAAAGGUGUAUAAAGUUUGAGGUGACCUCGAUUUUGGAAAGAGGAUGCGACUUACUCUUCAUUUCUUGUUCUGGGUUUUGGGAAGGUUGGCGUUGGAGGUUUAAGCGUGCUUAGGUGGUACAUAAUUUUACU
This is a messenger RNA of Botrytis byssoidea, 1035 nucleotides long. RefSeq lists its product as uncharacterized. The transcript has 4 exons. The coding region runs from base 276 to 905 and encodes 209 amino acids. NCBI's taxonomy places the organism in Eukaryota, Fungi, Ascomycota, Leotiomycetes, Helotiales, Sclerotiniaceae. Gene Ontology annotation, biological process: small GTPase-mediated signal transduction. The record is from RefSeq and is a predicted model, not a curated record. Gene Ontology annotation, molecular function: GTP binding; GTPase activity.